Molecule: messenger RNA, 6777 nt
Organism: Thalassophryne amazonica
Lineage: Eukaryota; Metazoa; Chordata; Actinopteri; Batrachoidiformes; Batrachoididae
Product: PH_BCR_vertebrate and RhoGAP_Bcr domain-containing protein
Biological process (GO): intracellular signal transduction; protein phosphorylation; positive regulation of GTPase activity
Cellular component (GO): membrane
Molecular function (GO): protein serine/threonine kinase activity; GTPase activator activity; guanyl-nucleotide exchange factor activity
Source: RefSeq, a predicted model, not a curated record
CCGUCUGAGUGGGAACCAUGGUGGAACCGGUGGGAUUUAUGGAUGCGUGGAGAGCCCAGUUCCCUGAGUCCGAUCCACCUUGCAUGGAGCUGAACUCGCUGGGAGACAUUAAGCAGGAGCUGGAGAAAAUUGCCAAAGCGUCCGUCAGGCACUUGAAAAAGAGGGUCAACAAGGAGCGUUUCCGGAUGAUCUACCUCCAGACUCUGCUUGCCAAGGAGAGGAAGUCUUAUGAUGGGGAGCGAUGGGGCUUUAAAACACCAGCUCAGACUGAUGAUGGGGAAUUGAUCCCGAGUGGCACAGACCCAUCAAAGAUCAAGCUCAGGUGAGCACCAUUGCCUGAGCAGCAGGAGCGAGGAGCAGGCAGGACGUCCAGUUGGAAACCACAUCCCGAAGAAGUUGAUGCUGCAUCCCAAACAGAGGCCGGCGUGAUACUGGUCCACCAAGAGGCAGACACAUCUGAUGUCCCGGUGGGUUUGGGCGUCGUGGCGGCUCUAAUCAACUUUGAGCGCAUCAGGAGGGCCAACUCUCACACAGCUGGGGAUAGCAGAGGGUUACUGGUGACUGGCGCUCCACAGAAACCUUUCUAUGGGAACAUGGAGUACCAUCAUGAGCGGGUGGUCAAAGUUAAUGACAGGGAAGUCUCGGACAAGAUCAGCACCCUUGGGUGUCAGGCCAUACAGAUGGAGCGAAAACGGUCCCUGCACUCCCUGCCGGGGAACCUGUCAGUUGCCACAGGGGACCUCAGCAAGUCUGUGCAGAGAGGACGAGCCACAGAGGGUAACUACAGCCACAAUGGGUCAUAUGAAGACACAGAGGUCAUCCCACCCUUCUUGAAAGAGAGCAGUGGGACCCAAUCCACUGGGACAAAGUCUGAGCGACAGCUGGUAGAGUGCCAGCCGUACACCAGUGUGUAUGUUGGGGGAAUGAUGGCAGAAGGAGAUACCCGAAUCAUCCACAUUAAAGACCACAGCAUCGAAGAGGAUCCACACCUCACCUGGCGGCGCUCCUACUCACCUGGCAGCUUUGAUGACAUAGGAGGUGGCUACACUCCAGAUUGUAGCUCUAAUGAGAACCUGACAUCCAGCGAAGAUGACUUCUCCUCGAGCCAGUCCAGCCAUGUGUCUCCCAGUCCCACCACCUGCCAGAUGUACAGGGAGAAAAGCCGCUCACCCUCUCAGCAUUCCCAGCAGUCCUUUGAGAGCAGCAGCCCUCCCACACCCCUAUCAAAACACCUGAAGCAGCAGGUGAUGGUUUCUGAGGCCUCUGUGAUCACGGCCCAUAAAUCAGGCCAGAUUUGCCCAGUGAAUGGGGACUCCACCACAUCCUGCAGGACCUCUCAGGACAACAGCGUUCAAGGAGAUCUGGAUGAGACUCUUCAAUCAUACGGUUUUGACCUGGAACAUUCAGAAGAGCACCAGCAGCGCUGCCGUCCUCUAACCUUCAGCGGAUCUCCAUCUUCCUCGCCUCAGCUCCGCUCCAAGAGCUGCAGCAGACGGGACACCCAGUCCUCUGGAUCUCUGGAGUCCACUCUGUCGGUGGAGCUGGAUCAUGAGAAGGGUCUGGAGAUGAGGAAGUGGGUUCUGUCAGGAAUCCUGGCCAGUGAGGAGACUUACCUCAGCCACCUGGAGGCCCUUUUGAUACCCAUGAAGCCCCUGAGGGCGGCCGCGACCACCUCUCAGCCGAUGCUGACUGUUCAACAGAUAGAGACGAUCUUCUUCAAGGUGCCAGAGCUUCAUGAGAUCCACAAAGAUUUCUUUGACGCUCUGCUGCCGAGAGUCCAGGACUGGAGCCAGCAGCAGUGUGUGGGCGACCUCUUCCAGAAACUGGCCAGCCAGCUUGGAGUGUACCGGGCCUUUGUGGAUAACUAUAAAGUUGCUGUGGCGACGGCGGACAAGUGCUGCCAAGCAAACACACAGUUUGCAGAGAUAUCUGAGAAUCUCAAGGUCAGAAGCACAAAGGACUGCAAAGAUCAGUCAGCUAAAAAUUCACUGGAAACUCUUCUGUACAAACCCGUGGACAGAGUGACGCGCAGCACGCUUGUUCUGCAUGACCUGCUGAAGCACACACCUUCCAGCCACCCAGAUUAUCUGCUGUUACAGGAUGCACUGCGCAUCUCUCACAACUUCCUGUCCAGUAUCAAUGAGGAGAUUACCCCCCGCCGACAGUCCAUGACUGUGAAGAAGGGAGAGAACCGUCAGUUGCUGAGGGAUCGAUUCAUGGUGGAACUGGUCGAAGGUUCCAGGAAACUUCGUCACGUCUUCCUCUUCACUGACCUGCUGCUCUGCACCAAGCUGAAGAAACAGGCUGCUGGGAAAGCGCAGCAGUAUGACUGUAAGUGGUACAUCCCAUUGGCUGAACUGACCUUCCAGACCAUCGAGGACUCUGAGUCCACGCCCAUCCCUCUGGUCCAAGAUGAGGAGAUAGACGCCAUGAAGAUCAAAAUCUCUCAGAUCAAGAAUGACAUCCAAAGAGAGAAGAGAACCACCAAAGGAUCCAAAGUGAUGGAACGACUGAGGAAGAAGUUAUCGGAACAGGAAUCACUGCUGCUCCUCAUGUCACCCAACAUGGCCUUUAGAGUCGCCAACAGAAACGGAAAGGGUUUCACAUUCCUGAUUUCGUCAGAUUAUGAGCGUGCUGAGUGGAGAGAGAUCAUCCGGGAGCAGCAGAAGAAAUGUUUCAAAAGCUUCUCUCUGAGCUCCGUGGAGCUGCAGAUGCUCACUAACUCCUGUGUGAAGCUCCAAACGGUCCACAACAUUCCAGUGACCAUGAAUAAAGAAGAUGAUGAAUCUCCUGGUUUGUAUGGCUUUCUGCAUGUCAUUGUUCACUCUGCAUCAGGACUCAAGCAGAGUUUAAAUCUUUACUGCUCUUUGGAGGUUGACUCCUUUGGCUAUUUCGUCAACAAAGCCAAAACACGUGUUUACAGAGACUCCACUGAGCCCAGCUGGAACGAGGAGUUUGAGAUUGAAUUAGAAGGUUCUCAGACUCUGAGGCUUCUCUGCUAUGACAAGUGUUACAGCAAAACCAAGCAGAACAAAGAGGAUGGAGAGAUCAGUGACAAGAUCAUGGCCAAAGGACAGAUAAAGCUGGAUGCACAGACAUUACAAAACAAAGACUGGCAAAGAACAGUCAUUGCUGUCAAUGGGACUGAAGUGAAGCUUUCCAUGAAGUUCACAAGUCGAGAGUUCAGUUUGAAGCGAAUGCCUUCACGGAAGCAGUCAGGCGUCUUUGGAGUGAAAAUUAACACCGUAACGAAGCGCGAGCGUUCCAAAGUUCCCCUCAUUGUGAGGCAGUGUGUGGAGGAGAUCGAGCGACGAGGGAUAGAUGAGGUUGGAAUCUACAGAGUGUCGGGCGUGGCAACUGACAUCCAGGCGCUGAAGGCUGCUUUUGAUUCAAACAACAAAGACGUGUCUGUGAUGAUGAGGGAGAUGGACGUCAAUGCCAUUGCUGGAACACUAAAGCUGUAUUUCCGUGAGCUGCCAGAGCCGCUAUUCACAGAUGAAUUGUAUCCCAAUUUUGCUGGAGGCAUCGCUCUCUCUGACACUGUGGCCAAGGAGAGCUGUAUGCUCAACUUACUGCUGUCUCUCCCAGAACCCAACCUGGUCACCUUCCUUUUUCUUCUCGAUCAUCUGAAAAGGGUGGCUGAAAAUGAGAGCAUCAACAAAAUGUCUUUGCACAACCUGGCCACAGUUUUUGGCCCCACGCUGCUCCGGCCCUCGGAGAAAGACAGUAAAAUCUCCGGCAGCGUGCAGCCCAUCUCCAUGAAUGACAGCUGGUCUCUGGAGGUCAUGGCUCAGGUGCAAGUUCUACUUUAUUUCCUCCAGCUGGAAAGCAUCCCAGCUCCAGACAGCAAACGUCAAAGCCUUCUCUUCUCCACUGAAGUAUAACACCGAGCGCGGGCAGAAUAACGGACGGCGGUUAUCGUUCUGUGUGGAAGAAUGCUGCUGAAUGUGGUGAACGCUGCCCAGCCGUGGUCUGCGUUUGGCCACCAGGGGGUGCACGUUGUACAUGUGGAAACGCUGCUCGCUUCCAGCCGCACCUGCAACACUUUUGACGAAAUGCACCGUAUUUCUACAAGCAUUUUAUUUGCUUUAUUCCAGUAUUUACCCUGAUCCGUGUUACUGCUGUGCACACGUGCUGCAUACUUACUGACGGGAUUUCCUGCUGUUUAUUCAGAUUAUUCCUGAGGACGUGUGAUGAUGAUGAUGAUGAGCGGUGUGAUGGAUGGAUCCCACCCCAGAAAUGUUCGAGUUGGUUGAAGGUUCACUGUGCCAUUUUUAUUUUCUCCCUGCUGAUGACCAAUAGGAGUAUUUUAUUUAGCCAGAUAUUUACACACUCUCUUAACUUUGUACAAACUUUAAAAGUAUGAGACUGAAAAGUGUAGUUAUAACGCACAACAUGCAGGCAUGUUGACUGAACUGUUUGAAGUGUUUCUUUUGUCUUAUACCAGUUGUGUAGUUUUACUUUGGUGGCGUGUGAGGCUGUAGGAGCUUUCCCUAGGACCUUCGUUAGUGGUGAUCCACAACACACAGGGACCAUCGUGCAGGGCUUGCCAUCUUGUGUGCACAACAUACUUACUGUGUGGGAACAAGUUAUUACCUUCUCUGUACAAGCUUAGCAUUGCUUAUUGUCAGUGCAUGUUAUAAUGUGUGCACAAGAUGAUUAUCUUGCAGUGACACGUUUUGUAUGUGCACAAGAUACUGUAUGUGGGAUCAUGUAAUCAUUUGCAUGCAAACAAAUUAUGAAUGAGCAAGUUACCAUCUUGUAGCUUGUGUGCACAAGGUAACUACUGAAACAAGAUACCGUCUCUGCACAUCUGCACACAACCUUACGUUUUGCAAACUAUCAUGUAUGUGCAUGCGUAAGAUACUGCUUUUCUACGAACAUGCUGCCACGUUAUAACUGCGCGCAAGAUAGCUAUAUUGUGUGAAUAACAUUUACAGACAACAUAGUUGUCAGAAAACAUUAUAACCUUGUUUGUAUAAAAUAUAUUGAGCAAACUAAUUUUGAUAUACACAAAUAUAUGACUGGAAUGAGAUUUUGUUUGUACAAGAUAAUUAUCUUGCAUGGACAAGUUACACAUCUGUCCACAAGAUUCUGUAUGUAUGAACAUGUAAUAGCCUGUGUGCACAGUUGUUAUCAAGGAGAAAUAUACCUUUUGUAUCUUAAUUCCACAAGAUAACAUCUUGUGGAAUCAAGAUGUCAUUACUGCUCAAGAUCUUAUCUUUUGGGAACCAUCGUAUUCUCAGUAGAUACUUCCCUGAACAAGUUAUUAUCUUGUAUGAAAAAUGAUUGUAGGGACAUGUUAUCAUUUGUGCACAAGAUCAUUAGCAUGUUCUGGAUGUGCACAUGAGAUACUGAGUCUUGUGCACAUAUAACUUUUUUAUUAUUCUUUUCAUACAAGAUAUCUAAAGCACACACAAUUAUUCCCAGAAGAUAUGAUCUUGUGUAGACAUGACACCUCAUUUCCACAAUGUAGUUAUCUUAUGUGUACAAUCUCCAAGAUGGUAUGUUUCUGCUUGAUAAUUAAUCUGUACAGAAAUGAUUACUGUUCACACAUACAGUAUCUUGUGGACAGAUACGUUGAACCUAUAAACUAAUUAUCUUGUCCGCACAUGAAAAUAUGCACCACAGGAUACACAAACUAGCUGAUUUGCACAAGAUAACAUAGUGGAAACAUGUUGUCAUGUUACGAUAAUGAUGGUCAAAUAGCAACAGAUUACUAGAAUGUGUAAUUUUAUUGCUUCUCGUGUACACACAAGAUAUGUGUAUUGCCAGAACAAUAUAAGAACAAUGGAAUCUUGUACAAAAUACAGAUGUUGUGGGAACAAAUUUUUAUAUGCACAAAUAUUUGGCAGUUAGACAUUGUCUAGUGUGUACAUUGCACAAGAUAAAUUGUGUUGUGGGAACACGAUAUCAUGUGUGGGUGUGUGUUUUUCAUGUGUGAGCAAGACCAUUAUCUUGAAGGACCAAAUUAUGUGUCCACAAGAUACUGCAGUAUGCACAGACUAAUUAUCUUCAAACAUCAAGUUACCAUUUUGUAGCAAGAGAACUAUGAUUUUUUUUUUUUUUUAAUGCUCUUGUACAUGCUUGAUACUUGCGGGAAGCUGUUAUCUUGUGUGGAAAAAAGUAGCUUGUACAAACAAGUUGUGUGCACACAUUACUUGUAUUAUAGGAAUUAAUUAUUUAGUGAGCUUGAAAUAAUUGAGGUUAGAAAGCUAUCUUGUGCAACACAAUGUAAUGUGUGCACAGGAUCUUUUUUUAGUAUUGUGUCCACACAGAUAGUCAUCUUGUGGGAACAAGUUUGCACUGUAUAUGAUAAUUACAUUUACAUGUUUAUAAUAUAAAUCAGUUUAUUAUAUUUGGCUUAGACUGUAUUCUGUAGUUCCCACAGGAUAUUUAUGUUGUGCAGGCAAGAUAGAAAACAAGCCACCUGUUGGCAGUUUGUGUGACAAAUCAUUCCAGGAAAGGUGUGGGCUCGGGGUAGUUCACAGAAUGUAUACUGUGUUUUGUGGCAUUUUAAUUCCAUAUCUUGUAAGUCACAUGUCUCGUGUCAACACUGUUUUUUUUUUUUUUUCCGUUUCUGGUUUGGUUUGUUCGUUUGUGGUUCAUGUUGUGUUUCAAUGACAUUGUUUACAUGUAGUUUUCUCCACUUGUAGGUCAAAAACUCAGAUUGUAGAAAUUAUUCUAAAGAUAGUAGUCAGUGAGCCAGUGGAAAGUUUUGAUCUAAUCAGUACCACUUAAGGGGACUAAACAACACUUAAAAUCCAGCCUCAGUGU